GUUAGGUCGCAGUUAUCUUAUGGGUAUGUCUCUGCAUCUAGAUUAUAACAUCAUAACGGUUAUCUCGAAUACAAUUUGUUACUUUUCUUGGAGUUUUAUGCCCAGCCAUCGAUCUUAACUGCUCAAAUAUCUAUGAAGAGAAUGGAAGGCCUAAGGAAGGUAGCGGCGUCAACCUUCAGCGCAACACAAAAGUUUCUAGAUCACAGACCGUCAUUUCAGUUUGACACAAUUGAGAUAGCCCUCCCUGCCCAGCUACCGAAUGACACAGAAUUUCAUCACGCCAAGUUAACGGAGUCUAAUUUGGGCCAGUGGGCCACAAGCAACAUAUGCGCCGGAAUUAAGGAAAGUCGAGCUUCGUUAAAACUGGUCCGUAUUCAACGCGACCUCAAUGCAGCUCUCUAUGUCUCUGCAGGUGGCUUCCAUGACUUAUUUACCUCCAUGAAGGCCGAUACCACGGCACUGCACCUUAUAUGCCACGACAAAGACGGCUAUUAUGAGUUUCUUGAUAAUAGUGCCGGGUUUUUAUCCACUCGUUUUUUGGGUACCUCAAUAUUCGCGAUCGUCUGGACGUAUGACCCUAGUACAGCAUGCAUAGUCGGCGUAUUCGUCGAUCGCCUACUAGAUAGCUUUUUCGACCUGGGCCAUAUACUACGCGUGUACGGUGAAUGCGUCGCAACCCCAUAUGUGUUAUGCAUUGCUGUCGUGGUACAUCAAAUACAGUGGCAGGAUAUAUCAACCGCGGCGGGGUUAGCAAACCUUAGAACAGUAGAGGGCCGCACAGGCUUUGGUCCUCACGGUAACGCGAUUGAGAACCCACUGCAGCAACGCGAAGGCAUAUUCAGCAUUGAUGAUCUAGCGAUAUGGACACAGCGUGUUGGUGAGGUCGCAGGCAAUAUUAAGAACAAAAUGAGACUCCAGCGUAUAGCUCAGCAAAUGCUCGAGACAAUGCUACAAGCUCACAAGGGCGGAGAGAUGGUGGAAGUUCCAGAAGGAUCAAUGAGAGCUAAUUACAGGACGAGUUUACACACUCUUCGCGAAAGAGUUCCAAUUCUUGAACGACAAAUGGCAACAGACUCUGAAUACUUAUCUUAUUUGCAGUACCGCGCCGAGAAGCUGUCUGGGGUGCUAUUUGCAUUCCUUACGCACGAGGAUGCUGUUGCUAGCGCCAACCUGGCAGCCGCAAGUAAACGCGAUAGCUCUUCCAUGAAGACCAUUGCUAUUAUGACCAUGGCAUUCCUUCCGGCUACCUUUUUUGCAGCUCUCUUCGCAAUCCCGUCUCUCCAAUGGGACAAGUCCGAUGUUGUACAAAGCAAAUUUUGGAUAUAUUGGGCAUUCACCUUACCAGUAACGAUUCUCAUACUUGGUAUUUGGUUGACUGUUGUUAACCGGAGCUGGAUUUAUGAUCGAUUGGUUCGAAACCGUAACACGGAUACCUAAUCAUAAAAAGGCCGUGUAGGUUCGUACAGAUAUCCAACUGGUUCUAAACGAUUUCUCCUUUUUAGAUCUAGAUUCUAUUUCUUCACCUGUUAGGUUACGUAAAAAGAGUACCCGGUAGUACUCUAGUCAAUAUCUUCCAUCUCGCCCUAUGGAUGGAUCAAAAAAAGAGUAAUAAAUUAAUAGAAAAUGGCGACCGUCAGCCGUCAGCUGAUUGUUAUGUUAUCUAUUGAAGGAGAUAAAAAGGUUGUGAUCUGGUUGCGAAAUCCUCAUUCAACGUACCUAAGCAUUAUGGUUACAUGUCCAUGCAUCAUGGCAGACCCCUUUGAACAUGAAAUAAUAUUAUAUAAAGUGCCAACUCUUG
Molecule: messenger RNA, 1798 nt
Organism: Hypoxylon trugodes
Lineage: Eukaryota; Fungi; Ascomycota; Sordariomycetes; Xylariales; Hypoxylaceae
Exons: 2
Coding region: 133-1437 (434 amino acids)
Source: RefSeq, a predicted model, not a curated record